AUGAGGUUAUACACUCCCUUAUUCUCGGCUCCAUUUAAUAAAUCUGCGAGAAGGCCUCAAAGAGAACCAGUUCCUUUUCAAAUGUUAUUACCAUUGCAGCUCAAGAAAACUGUAUCAGGAAAAGGAGACAAACUUAGAGAAGCUGCUUGUAUGCAAGAAAUGGCUGUAAUGUUUGCUUGUUUCAAAAAAAACGACUUCGAUCAACAAGAAUGCUUAAAGGAAGUAACCGCUUUUCAAGGUUGUUAUCGGGAAUAUAGUGAAAAACUUACUACACAAAGAGAACAAGGAAAGAAAGGUAUCUUAGUGCCUGGAGAGAAGAAGUUGACUCAUAGACAGUUAAAUCAAUUGCUAAAAGCAUUUCCACCAAAAUAA
Parnassius apollo (apollo) is the source of this 372-nucleotide messenger RNA. Lineage: Eukaryota; Metazoa; Arthropoda; Insecta; Lepidoptera; Papilionidae. The record is from the annotation of a GenBank genome assembly.